UGGCCUGAUCCGGCACAGUCUUCGCUCCAUCGUCCAAGCCGUCGCCGCCACCUCCGCCAUCACAACAGCAAAAUGAAAGUCUUAGUUGCCAUCUGCGUGCUGAUAAGUUUGGCCUCAGCCGAAUAUGUGCUGAAGAAUCGCGAUAGCAUGCUGGCCUAUCGCGACGAGUGCGUCAAGGAGCUGGCCGUGCCUGCCGAUCUUGUGGAGAAGUACACAAAGUGGGAGUAUCCCAACGAUGCCCAGACCCAGUGCUACAUUAAGUGCGUUUUCACCAAGUGGGGCCUGUUCGAUGUCCAGACCGGCUUCAAUGUGGAGAACAUCCAUCAGCAGCUCGAGAACGGACAUGCCGACCACAACGAGUCGCUGCACGCAAGCAUCGCUGCCUGUGUGGACCAGAACGAGCAGGGAUCCAAUGCCUGCGAGUGGGCCUACCGCGGUGCCAGCUGCCUGCUGAAGGAGCAUCUGCAGAAGAUCCAGAAGAGCCUGGCCCCGAAGGCCUAGAAAUAGCAAUGAUAGCAAUUACUGAUAGCCAUUAAUUAAGUUAAUAAACCGAUUCAACGUA
Molecule: messenger RNA, 562 nt
Organism: Drosophila obscura
Lineage: Eukaryota; Metazoa; Arthropoda; Insecta; Diptera; Drosophilidae
Gene: Obp99a
Product: general odorant-binding protein 99a
Exons: 2
Coding region: 73-501 (142 amino acids)
Biological process (GO): sensory perception of smell
Molecular function (GO): odorant binding
Source: RefSeq, a predicted model, not a curated record